Messenger RNA from Brassica napus (rape), 1422 nucleotides. Its product is annotated as reticulon-like protein B15. The record is from RefSeq and is a predicted model, not a curated record. The coding region runs from base 1 to 543 and encodes 180 amino acids. NCBI's taxonomy places the organism in Eukaryota, Viridiplantae, Streptophyta, Magnoliopsida, Brassicales, Brassicaceae. The transcript is spliced from 6 exons.
AUGCCAAAGAAAGCCAACAUGCAUGAGAGAAUAAAUGGUCUCCUUAAUAUCAAAGAUUCAAAGUCACAACAAAAAGCAAUGUCUCUCGUUAAUCAAAUAGUUGGCGAAGGAGCAGUGGCGGAUUUAUGUGUGUGGAAAAACAAGAUAAAAUCAGGCAUCACACUUGUAAUGGCCACACUUAUUUGGAGACCUCUCACUCCCCAAGAAAUUAGACAAGAAGAUUCCCCCGUUAGAGCCUUAUUUUCAAAGAUCGAAAGCCUUCUCUUGAUGCUUUACGAGAUUGCAUACGGGGAAGACAUCAAAACCUUUCUCUCGGCCAUCCUUUAUGUGGCCAUCGUAGACACUGUUGGGAGCUACAUCAACCUCCUUACAAUUUUGUAUAUAUGCUUAGUCUGCGCAAUGACGAUUCCAGUUUUGUACCUGCAAUUUCAAGAGGUUAUUGACAAUUUCAUUAGGGAGGUAUCAGAAGAGAAGAACAAGUUACUUGAAGUACUCAAAUCUAAUGUUCUCAAUAAAAUUCCCAGGGCCACCAAGGAGGAAUAGUACAAGGUCAAUGGAGUUUACCCAAAGCAAGCCACAUAUUCUUUUUAUAUCUUCUCUCUGUGUCACUAACUGCUGGUUUAUGUAGUAGUAAGUAGUGAAAUUGGUAAUGUUUGAUAUUGCAAGUCUAGCAAUAAACUACUCAACAGUCUUAUGGGUAUGUUUGUGGUUGUAUAUUCGAUUAAGAUGUAGCUUCCAUAAAAAAGACUUGAGUUUUGCUGAUUUAUGUUGCCAAUUGCCAUUGUGCUGAAAUAAUGAUUUGGUUUUGAAUAAGUGACAUGUCAUCAUUUUAUAGGUUUCCACAAUGAUAUGUCAUACUUUUAGAACCUUUAUAUUAUGUUUCGAAUAGUUUUUAGAGUCUUUACAUGUUUAGGUACACUUUGGACGAAUUUGGAGAUUAUGGAGUAAAUUGGAGCUUAAAGAGAGGUGAAGCCGAAAAGAUCAACUUGGUGUUGAACUAUGAAGAUGGUGUAGAUUUUUACCAGCCUUGGUGUCGAUCAACACCCAUGUGUAGCAAACCGACAUGAUUUAUCAAUUUUCAAGAAUUACAAAAAGGCCCAGAAGUUUUCAGUAUUACAGAAGAAUCCAUGAACGUGUUUUACCUAUAUUAACUUAUCUUAAACCAUUUUUUAGGAUACACUUUAAUUAUCUUAGAGAUAUUUUGUAGAGACAAGUCAAACCCCAUUCAAAUAUUGAUUUCGAACUUCUAUAUCUCUUACAAGUAUCUUAAUGCAAUUUAUUUAGGGUUUUCAAAGGAUUUAUAAAUUGCUAGAAUUAAUUGAUAGGGUUAUUUUAUAUUCUUCAUCUUGAUUGUUCUUAGUGCUAGAUCUGGAUUGACAACCUAAAAUCUAGAUCAUAGGAUAAUUGAUAGAUGCGAAAGCA